GGAUUUGGUUGAGUUAGUGGGUGCAACUUUAAGAUCUAAGGAGGGGCUGAGCGACCUGGGGCCACAUCGGCAGCAAGGAGCAAGGGACCUGAACAACAAGUACCGUCUUUACCUCAGCGUGGGAAAAUCAUUUGUCCAAGCUGGGGCAGGAGAGGCCCAGAGGCCCCGAGGCCCCUGCGUGAGGUGGCCCAGGAGCCUGACCUUCCUGCACCUUCAGAGAGUGGAACAUGGCUGCACUAUGGCCACUGCUGCUGGCCCUGAGUCUGGGCUGUAUAGGAGCAGGUGGCUUUGUGGCUCACGUGGAAAGCACGUGCUUGCUGGAUGACGAAGGGACCCCAAUGGACUUCACAUACUGUAUUUCCUUCAACAAAGAUCUGCUGGCCUGCUGGGAUCCAGAGGAGGGACAAAUAGUCCCCUGUGAAUAUGGGGUCCUGUUUAAGUUGGCCGAAUUCAUUUCAAAUACCCUCAACAAGGAAGAGGGCCUGAUCCAGCGCUUGAAAAAUGGGCUUCAGGACUGUUCCACGCACACCCAGCCCUUCUGGAACGCGCUGACCCACAGAACGAGAACGCCAUCUGUCCAAGUAGCCCAAACCGCUCCUUUUAACACAAGGGAGCCUGUGAUGCUGGCCUGCUACGUCUGGGGCUUCUAUCCGGCGGAUGUGACCGUCGUGUGGAUGAAGAACGGGCAGCUUGUUACUUCCCACAGCAACAAGGAGAAGACGGCUCAGCCUAACGGGGACUGGACAUACCAGACCGUCUCCUACCUAGCCUUAACCCCUUCCUACUGGGACAUCUACACCUGCGUGGUACAGCACAGCGGGACCCCUGAGCCCAUCCGCGCGAACUGGACACCUGGGCUGUCCCCCAUCCAGACAGUGAAGGUCUCUGUGUCUGCAGCCACCCUGGGCCUGGGCUUCAUCAUCUUCUGUCUUGGCUUCUUCAGAUGGCGCAAGUCUCACUCCUUCAGCUACACUCCUCUCCCUGGAUCCACCUACCCGGAAGGACGGCCCUAGAGGGCAGAGCUCCGCGCUGAGAAGGAGAUCCAGACUUUUGAUGGUGCCUUCAUGCCCCCCAGCAUCUUCAGGACACCCCACUUUCUUGGGUCAUAAUUCCUCUACUCAGUUCCACUUCCCCAUGUAAAUAUUGGCGGCCUGGGGGGUAUUCGUAAUCAAAUCUGCCUCAGGUGUUUUCUGAGGUGAGCUGCUCUGAGGAGGGGGUUCAGGGCCCUCCUGAAAGCCCCACCUUGUCACAGAAGGCACUGUGUCACGAUCACACCUAAGAAAUAAACUGGUGUGGAAUUAC
Messenger RNA from Rattus rattus (black rat), 1302 nucleotides. RefSeq names its product class II histocompatibility antigen, M beta 1 chain. Bases 228 to 1013 code for a protein of 261 amino acids. Gene Ontology annotation, molecular function: MHC class II protein complex binding. Gene Ontology annotation, biological process: peptide antigen assembly with MHC class II protein complex; positive regulation of T cell activation; antigen processing and presentation of exogenous peptide antigen via MHC class II. Gene Ontology annotation, cellular component: late endosome membrane; lysosomal membrane; MHC class II protein complex. The transcript has 6 exons. Lineage: Eukaryota; Metazoa; Chordata; Mammalia; Rodentia; Muridae. The record is from RefSeq and is a predicted model, not a curated record.